GGGAGCGGAGCGGCCGCUGCCGCCGCCGCCCAGGAGAGGAGCCGGAGCCGCAGCCGCAGCCGCACUCGCACUCGCACUCGCACUGCCGUGGCCGGGCCGGCGGCAGGCAGCCUGUCCUGCAAUGACCCAGAGCACCUGAGGCCCGGCAGCUGUGGGGAUGGAGCUGAAGGUCUGGGUGGAUGGGAUCCAGAGGGUCGUGUGUGGAGUCUCGGAGCAAACCACCUGCCAAGAAGUGGUCAUCGCCCUGGCACGGGCCAUCGGUCAGACGGGCCGCUAUGUGCUGGUGCAGAAGCUGCGGGAGAAGGAGCGGCAGCUGCUGCCGCUGGAGUGUCCCUUGGAGUCGCUGGCCAAGUGUGGGCAGUAUGCCAACGAUGUGCAGUUCAUCCUGCGGCGGACAGGCCCCAGCAUGGCCGAGCGGCCCUCCUCGGAGGGCGCUCCCCAAGCUCCCGAGAGGACGUUCAUCCGGGCCAGCUUGCCCAUCAAGCCCAGGCUCACCAGCAUAGAUGGGCCCCGUUCUAGGGAGCCAAAAAAAUCCAUGACCUUCAGCCUGGGUCCUACAGGCUCCAGUGACCUGUUCACCGUGGGCCGAUGGAGGCACCAAACACGGGAUGGGCUAGAAUUGGAGGGUGGUGGUGUUGUCCAGCCCUCCAAGGAGGAGCUUUUUAGGAGAGUGCUGCAGCAGCAGGAGCAGCUGCAUUCCUUGGAGGCCCAUGGGGACACCCUAGAAAUGGACCUACGGCUCUGGGAGCGCAGCCGGCUUGCUGGCCAGGAGAAUGAGAUCCUCUAUCUGGAGCAAGUGGUGCGGAGGAACGAGACGGAGCUGGGUGAGGAGGAGUUUUGGCAGAGUGAGCUCCGGCUGGAAAAGGAGUGCGAGCGGGAGCGACAGGAGCGGGUUAGGAGCCUGCGGGCCAGCCUGGAGGAGUACACCCAGAGGAUCUAUGAGCUGAGUGUCCGGACUGAAGCCCUGCAGGAGGAGAUCCAAUGGGAGAUGGCUGAGAGGGCCAAGAGGGGGAAGGAGAUCUCUAUGCCCAGCCCCAUAGAGCUGGAGGACAUGGCCACCAAAAUGAAAAGGGACCUGGAAGCCAAGGUCAAGCAAGGCACCCAGCUGGAGAGCAACCUGGCCAGCGUGGAGAAGGCCCUGGAGGAAGCUGAAAAGAACCUGCAGGCCCAGACCCAAGAGCUGGAGGAGUUAAAUAAGGAGCUGAGGCAGUGUAAUUUGCAGCAGUUUAUUCAGCAGACGGGGGCCACGGUGACCGUCCUGCAGGCCAGGUCCGAGGAGGACGCCCAGCCAGAGCCGAGCCCGUGCGAGCUGCCAGCCUACCGGAGAAACGGAGGUUUUUCUCCCACCGCUGGUACAGACUUGCCUCCCCAGGUCAGCACCAAGCAGCUCCUCGGCCAUCCCAGGACCCUGCCGGAGCCCCUGGUGUCCAGCCUGAACCCCGAGGUUGUAUCAACCAGGCAGAGCAUCUGGAGGUAGAAGGGCCCAGGCAGUGGAAAAUCAAUUGCCUUCAAAGUGUAACUGUAUAAAUAAACCAUAUUAUAUAUAUAUAUUUUAUAUUUUUUUUACUGCUUUAUAUUGUGAAUGGAUGUGGAUGGCCAGACAGAAUAUUUUUACAGACUGUAAAGUAAAAGUAGAGACUGAUCUCACAAAGCAACCUGCCUCCCCUGAGGACGAAAACUACUCCCUUCUAUUUUUUUUUUAAGCAGUUUCUCUAUUGAACAGAAAACAGCAGUGCACCCAUUCUGAAUAGCCUCCUGAAAAGAUCCAUCAUGCAUUUGGAAAAGUCAUUGUUCCUUUGACUAGGGGAGCGAAGCUGCAGUGGAGACCCACGUGGAGGCUCACCUGGAUGGAGCAAGUUAACAGAUUUUACAUCAACUCGUCACUGCAAGUGGGGCCAUGACAAACAGCCUCUUCACUGGUGGCAGGGGAGGCCCAAAGCAGUUUUAAGACAAAUUUCUGGCCUGUCUUUUUUUUGUGCAUAUUAUAAGAAACCUGUAGGAGAAACCACUUUCUAUGGUGCCACAGACCAUGCUUCAAGGAAGCACACAGCGGGAGUUGUUUUUCUUAAAUUCAUUUAAUCUUUCAACUUCUUUUUUAAAGUAAAAAAUUGCAGAAUGAGCCCUUCCCUGGUGGUGGUGUGUGAGUGGGGAACAGGACCAAAAUACUCUUGGUGACAUUUCCCUGAUACUUUUUUUUAACUCGAUGGCCAGUAGUUACCAUUCUGUUCAUCUGUCGCAGUGGGUCACCUUGUAUUUUAAUUGCAAAACCAAAGCGGUUUGGGGAGGGGAUGAGUUUGUCUGGGAGAUCCCUGAGCCUGUUUUCAACGUGUCGUAUGCGAAAAAUGUGAC
This is a messenger RNA of Pyrgilauda ruficollis (rufous-necked snowfinch), 2349 nucleotides long. Its product is annotated as ras association domain-containing protein 8-like. Gene Ontology annotation, biological process: signal transduction. The record is from RefSeq and is a predicted model, not a curated record. The transcript is spliced from 6 exons. Lineage: Eukaryota; Metazoa; Chordata; Aves; Passeriformes; Passeridae. Bases 158 to 1477 code for a protein of 439 amino acids.